This is a messenger RNA of Aspergillus calidoustus, 684 nucleotides long. Lineage: Eukaryota; Fungi; Ascomycota; Eurotiomycetes; Eurotiales; Aspergillaceae. The record is from the annotation of a GenBank genome assembly.
AUGUUGCUCUCUCGACGUGCUUGUUACAAGUGUGGCAACAUUGGCCAUUACGCUGAGGUCUGCUCUUCCUCAGAGCGUCUCUGCUACAACUGCAAACAACCUGGACACGAGUCCAGCAGCUGCCCGCGGCCGCGUACCACCGAGACCAAGCAAUGCUACAACUGCCAAGGUCUAGGCCACGUUCAGGCCGAUUGUCCCACAUUGCGCCUUAACGGCGCGAACGGUCGUUGCUACAACUGCAGCCAGCCCGGUCACAUUGCUCGCAACUGCCCGGCUCCUGCUUCCGGUGCUCCCCGAGGCGCCGGUGCUCCUCGUGGCGGAUUCAAUGGAGGUUUCCGCGGUGGCUACGGUUACCCACGCGCUGCCACCUGCUACAAGUGCGGCGGCCCCAACCACUUUGCUCGUGACUGCCAGGCUCAGGCUAUGAAGUGCUACGCCUGUGGGAAGCUCGGUCACAUCUCCCGUGAUUGUACCGCUCCCAACGGCGGCCCAUUGAGCUCUGCGGGCAAGGUCUGCUACAAGUGCUCUCAAGCCGGUCAUAUCUCCAGAGACUGCCCUACCAAUGAUGCUACUCAAUCCGCCGAGUCCGGUGUUCUUGCUGCCGCCCCCGUGGCGACUACUGGCGUUGUUGAGGCUUCGGAGGGCGUUCCUGUCGCCGCUGCUCCUACCACUGCUGUCGCUUAG